Molecule: messenger RNA, 714 nt
Organism: Trichoderma citrinoviride
Lineage: Eukaryota; Fungi; Ascomycota; Sordariomycetes; Hypocreales; Hypocreaceae
Exons: 1
Coding region: 1-714 (237 amino acids)
Source: RefSeq, a predicted model, not a curated record
AUGCCUAGAAAGGGAUAUGAUGUUUCCGGGUCUGCCCCAGGCUCGGCCGCCUCCGAGGCCGCAGCUCGAGCCAAGCAGAGGAGUGCGCCUGGAAACCGCACUCCUCGCGCUGGAACCCCUGCCUUUCCAUCCCAACCCGGUGGAGAGGACCAGGAGACCCCUAGAGCUUCUCGAAUUGGCGUCCUUGCUGGAAGCGCGCCUCUUGACCCUUCCAUGUAUUCGCAGAACAACGUCCUUCAGGGCAACAGUGGAUUCCCGAGUCAGCAACGCUUCCCUGGAGAGCAGCUGUAUCAGAACCCUUUGAACGUCAGUUCAAUGCAGGCUGCCAACCAGUCCGUGGCGCCGCCCAUGGGCGCUUCCUACGGCCACGGAGCAGCUCUCGGCGCGCAGUCGUCGAUGUUCUCAGGAGCUGCGGCCCCAGCUUUCACGGGCCAGUUCGUAAAUGUCCCGGAGCGAUUCAGAGAUGCCACCUUUGGUACUGUGGGCUCUGGAGCACAGCAGCAGCUUUGGAACAGCCACCAGUUCCAUGCUUUGCCCGCCAGCCAGCAUGGAGUUCAGAGCCGUCCCAUCGCUUAUCCUAACCCAGAGCCAUUCGGCCACGGUCAAGCGGCCACGGGGACCACCUAUCACCCGGCACCCGGAGGCACCAACGCGGGAGCUUUUGCAUCCCAGGCUGCCGAAGAAGACACCGAGAUGACGGACGCCGAAGACUGA